AGGUUGGCGUCAUGGCUGCCCUAGGGAUCACUGUUGCCCUGCUCAUGUGGUUGGCCACACUCCUGUUUGUCACCAUCUGGAAGCAUAUCUACAGCAGCUGGAAGCUACCCCCUGGCCCUUUCCCACUCCCCAUCAUUGGGAAUAUUCUCCAGAUAGAAUUGAAGAACAUUCCUAAAUCCUUCACCAGGCUUGCCGAGCGCUACGGGCCGGUGUUCACACUGUACUUUGGCCCCCGACGCGUGGUGGUCGUCCACGGCUACAAAGCCGUCCGCGAGGUCCUGCUCCAGCACAAGAACCAGUUUUCCGGCCGCGGAGAGAUUCCCGCCUUCCACCCCCACAAGGACCGCGGAAUCAUUUUCAACAACGGGCCUACCUGGAAAGACACCCGGCGCUUUUCCCUGACCACCCUGAGGGACUACGGGAUGGGGAAGGUGGGCAAUGAGCAGCGGAUCCAGAAGGAGGCCCAUUUUCUGCUGGAGGAACUCAGGAAAACUCAAGGUCAGCCCUUUGACCCCACCUUCGUCCUCGGUGGUGGGCCCUGCAACGUCAUUGCUGACAUCCUUUUCAGCAAGCACUUUGACUACAGUGACAAGACAUGCCUAAGGCUGAUGAACUUGUUCAAUGAGAACUUCUACUUGCUGAGUACCUCCUGGCUCCAGCUCUACAACAAUUUAUCCUGCUACGUGCACUACUUGCCUGGGAGUCACAGGAAGGUCUUGAAGAAUGUGUCUGAAAUCAAGCAGUACGCAUUAGAGCAAGUGAAGGAGCAGCAUGCUUCGCUGGACCCCAGCCAUCCCCGGAAUUUCACUGACUGCCUUCUCAUCGAGAUGGAAAAGGAAAAUCAGAGUGCGGAGCUCGGGCACACACUGGAGGACGCUGCUGUGACCGUGGCCGACUUGUUUUUUGCUGGGACAGAGACCACUAGCACCACCCUGAGAUAUGGGCUCCUUAUCCUCAUGAAGUACCCUGAAAUUGAAGAGAAACUUCAUGAAGAAAUUGACAGGGUGAUUGGGCCAAGCAGAAUUCCUGCUGUCAAGGAUAGACUACAGAUGCCCUACAUGGAUGCUGUGGUGCAUGAAAUCCAGCGAUUCAUCAACCUUGUGCCCUCCAACCUACCCCAUGAAACCACUCAGGACACAAUAUUCAGAGGAUAUGUCAUCCCCAAGGGCACUGUAGUUAUUCCAACUCUGGACUCUGUCUUGUUUGAUGCCCACGAAUUCCCUGAUCCAUACACAUUUAAACCAGAGCAUUUUCUGAAUGAGAAUGGAAAAUUCAAAUACAGUGACUACUUCAAAGCAUUCUCUGCAGGAAAACGAGUAUGUGUCGGAGAAGGCCUGGCUCGUAUGGAACUGUUCCUCUUCUUGUCCGCCAUUUUGCAGCAUUUUAAUUUGAAGUCUCUUGUUAAUCCAAAGGACAUUGAUCUCAAUCCCACUGUGAUCGGGUUUGGCUGUAUCCCACCACAUUACAAGCUCUGUGUUAUCCCUCGCUCAUAAUGUACAGAAGACACACACUGAAUAAUGAAGGUCUGUAACCCAGGUGGCUGCAGUAGUCUCCUGCUCUCCCCACCCACAGUGACACACAGGCAGCAUUUCUGUUCACAUUAUGUCCAUUGAGAGCAAUCAGGGCCCCACAUAUGAACUAAAUGAGUCCAGUCUGUUGCUUUCCUGUAUCCCAGCUUUGAGACAGAAUUAAAAGCAAAGUUCAAAAAAAGUUUUAAAUAAUUAAACUCAAUAAUGAAUUAGACUUAUCUAUGUUGGAGAAUCUAGAAACAAUGGUAAUUAUGAAUUUACCAUUUUAAGGUAAGCUAACUUCUUCUAAAAAACUAGAACUUUCCAGUCACUAGAGGAAUAUCUAUCAUAAAGAAACCACAAAAAAGAAAAUGGUGUAUGGGGAAACAGGGAAGAAAUAGACACCUUUCACAGGAUUUUUUAGCCUUGCCAGAAACACUUCCCAUCAAACUCCCUUUGGAUCAUUCAGAGCUAGAUCUUAAGAUUAAAAUAGAUCUGAACACUCA
This is a messenger RNA of Echinops telfairi (small Madagascar hedgehog), 2014 nucleotides long. Its product is annotated as cytochrome P450 2E1. Gene Ontology annotation, cellular component: cytoplasm; intracellular membrane-bounded organelle. Bases 12 to 1493 code for a protein of 493 amino acids. The record is from RefSeq and is a predicted model, not a curated record. Gene Ontology annotation, biological process: xenobiotic metabolic process. The transcript is spliced from 9 exons. NCBI's taxonomy places the organism in Eukaryota, Metazoa, Chordata, Mammalia, Afrosoricida, Tenrecidae. Gene Ontology annotation, molecular function: oxidoreductase activity, acting on paired donors, with incorporation or reduction of molecular oxygen, reduced flavin or flavoprotein as one donor, and incorporation of one atom of oxygen; heme binding; iron ion binding.